AUGGCUUCCAGGGUUGGUCAUAGACCUGAAGGUACAGAUGGUGCAGAUUUUCGCCAUAGAGAACGUGUUUGCGCUCAGUACAGCCAGAGCCCAUUACUAAAACGUCGCCUCAAAUUUGUUUACUUACUUCACCUGAUGUUAUGGGUACUCAUGUUCGCUCGCCUGUUGCCGGAACUAUGUUUAAGGCUUGGGUUUCGAGCAAGGCUUAUGGUUGAAAAGUGGCCGUUUCCUCAAGGCGAAUUGUGGGAGUACGUUUGGUUUUUCGGCAGCAUCUUUCCUACUCUGUUUGGCUAUAUUUCGUUACAACGAAGCCGAGCUGGGCUAAUGCGAGUGUCCCUAACUGGAACUGUUGUUUUCGGUCUUGGCACAGUGGCUAUAGGAUGUUUCACGAAUGCAUUUGAUCUGAUGACCUAUUACCAAAGUCGUGUCUCUAAACACUAUUUCUAUGAGUUCCCCGUCAUUGUUUUGGUUUACAUAUUUUUCUCUCUAUGUGUUCAGGUGCAUGGCUUCUCUGUAUACUUCGGUUACAAACUGUACCUCAUUUGGUCUGUGAAGGUGCGGAAAGUGCGGUGA
Schistosoma turkestanicum is the source of this 573-nucleotide messenger RNA. The record is from the annotation of a GenBank genome assembly. NCBI's taxonomy places the organism in Eukaryota, Metazoa, Platyhelminthes, Trematoda, Strigeidida, Schistosomatidae.